AUGAUGAUUUCUCACCCUCGGAUAGCUGCCACUUCUACCUUGCUGUUAUCUCGCCUGUCUAACUUUCCAUUAAGUGCAAAUAAAUCCUCUUUAACAAUUCCGAUCCCAAUCCCAAACCCAGACCCCUUUUUUCUCCAUUACAAAACUAAGAAUCCAAAUCGACUAAGACUGUUUUCAAUGGCAUCGGAAGCGAAGGAAUCAGCUUCUAACAAUCCAGGUCUUUACACCACUCCUGAUGAAGCCACUAAAGGAUACAUCAUGCAACAAACUAUGUUUCGAAUUAAGGAUCCUAAAGUCAGUCUCGACUUCUAUUCUCGUGUUUUGGGCAUGUCGUUGCUAAAAAGACUGGAUUUUCCGGAGAUGAAGUUUAGCUUGUACUUUUUGGGCUAUGAGGAUCCUGCAUCAGCUCCAACUGAGCCAGUUGAAAGAACAGUUUGGACUUUUGGUCGGAAGGCUACAAUUGAACUAACACAUAAUUGGGGCACUGAAAGUGAUCCUGAGUUCAAGUAUCACAAUGGAAAUACAGAACCUCGUGGCUUUGGACAUAUUGGUGUCACUGUUGAUGACACAAUCAAGGCAUGCGAGAGAUUUGAACGCCUAGGGGUGGAGUUUGUGAAAAAACCUGAUGAUGGAAAAAUGAAAGGGAUAGCAUUCAUUAAGGAUCCUGAUGGCUAUUGGAUUGAAAUCUUUGAUCUCAAGACAAUUGGAAAAGCAACUGAGACUGGGGCUUGA
Messenger RNA from Dovyalis caffra, 732 nucleotides. NCBI's taxonomy places the organism in Eukaryota, Viridiplantae, Streptophyta, Magnoliopsida, Malpighiales, Salicaceae. The record is from the annotation of a GenBank genome assembly.